GUUAUUUUAUGCAAUACGAUAAUUGCGAAAUUACUGUCAGCUAUAAAUAUAAAGCCUUUUGUCUAUUUCUGGAAUUUUUCAUCACUCCAUCUACUUAACGAGCUAUCUCUUUUUAAGUCAGUCCAUAGAAAAGAGAGUAUUGAGUCAGUCUUUUCUCUUUGGGAAAUGGGCAGGAUUUUGUGAUGUAUUUUUAAAACUGGCUUGUGGUACAAAUAAAGAAGUGACGGUGAAAAAAAAUGGCAACUGGUGACGGGAGAAAAGUGGAAAAUUUGACGCAUGCAACAAAGGAAUUUUCAGAAAAUUAUCCUGGAAACAUUAAUGAAUUACGCUCCGAACGUAACGGCCAACUUUCACUAGAGACCCCUUUGGAUGGCGGAGUUGCAGUUUCAACACCCAUUUUACAUUCUGAGGAAAGCAACGCAAACGACGCGCAAAAAGACACAUUUUUGGAAGACAGUGAUGACGACGAAGAAGGUUUUCAUGUGGAUGUGGACAAGGAUUCAGUUGAGCACAAUGUAAAUGUUUGCAACAUUUCUAAAGAAAUCUUAGAGGAUUCAAAUGUUUCAUAUUCUAAUUCUAAUAAUUCUCAACUUUCACCUGAACAGUUUGUGUCGGUUAGAAAUGAUAAUGAUACAGAAUAUGAUUCAGUAAAUGAUAAUUCUGUUCCAAGUGUCUUGUACAAAAGUCCAAGCAGUGCAUCAAAAAGAAAAUAUAAUCUCCUGGAAAGUGGAGAUGAAUUUAAAGGGUUUUCAUUUACAGCUACAGAUUCAACCAGAGAUUUAACUCUGAGUGACUCUGAUGCAAAAGUGUUGAAACGGAAGCGUAGCGGAGAUACAAGUUGCGAUGAAGAUGAUAGCGAGAGUGAAGAAAUUGAAGAUGAAGGAAUAUCGGACUCGCCAAAUGAUUCUAGAAGCUCUCCCAUCACAACGCACGCAACAGUUGAAUUAUCACAGCCUGGGAAGAAGAAGUCGUCCCCGGCUGAUGAAGUUGGCAAACUGUUGAGUCUAGAACGUGGUCUUGAUGGCGGUCGCGAUACAUCGAAAACGUCAAUUUCUUCUGAAAACUUCAUCCACAAUGAAUCUCGUGAGAGGCCUGAAAAAAAUUCUGCAAAGGCAGAAGAUCAGAUUUCGGGGAGCCACAGUAUUGACACAGAAGGCGAUGGCGAUGGAGGCGCGGAGGAGUUGGACAGCGACGGCUCCGGGGCAGAGACGGACGUGGAGGACAACGCCUCGGACUCGCGCUCUGUGUCCUCGGUGCAAGCCGCGCCGGACCCCGACAUAGACAGGCACCUUCCCGACACGGUCACGCUGCUGACCACGCCGGAAGGUGCCAAGGUGUACCUGGUGGGGACCGCCCACUUCAGCACGGAGAGCCAGGAGGACGUGGCCAUGAUAAUUCGGGCAGUGCAACCGCACGUAGUUUUGGUCGAGUUGUGUCAGUCAAGAGUUAACAUCCUUCAGCUUGAUGAAAAAACCAUUUUGGAGGAAGCUAAGAACAUCAAUUUAGAGAAAAUCCAGUCGACGAUCAAGCAGAACGGCCUGUUCCAAGGAGUGAUGUACCUGCUGCUGCUGAGCAUGUCGGCACACCUCACCAAGCAGCUGGGCAUGGCUCCGGGCGGCGAGUUCCGCAGGGCUUUCUCCGAGGCCAAACGUGUACCGUCAUGCCUUGUCCACUUGGGCGACCGACCCAUUCAAAUAACGUUGAAGCGAGCGUUGGCGUCUUUGUCUUGGUGGCAAACUUUGCGCCUUACCUGGCAUUUGCUGAUGUCUAAGGAACCUAUAAGCAAGGAAGAAAUAGAGCGCUGCAAGCGUCGAGAUCUGCUUGAAGAGAUGUUGGCAGAAAUGGCUGGUGAAUUUCCAGCUUUAGGCACGGUCUUCGUUAAUGAACGAGAUGUGUAUUUGGCUCACUCAUUACAGCUUGCUGCUACACCAGUGGCAAACUCACCCAAAGGCCCGGUGCCGGCCCGGGUGGUGGGCGUGGUGGGGAUCGGCCACGUGCCGGGCAUCGUGCAGAACUGGGGCAAGGUGUCCCUGGCCGACAUCCCCCCCAUCAUGCAGCUGCCUCCCCCCUCCCUCAGCGGCCGCGUCGUCAAGUUCACGGCGAAGGCCUCCUGCGUGUGCGUCGUCGUGUGGGGGAUCUCGAAGCUGCUGCCCCAGUCCAGUCUGGGGUCGCUCAAGUCCAGCGUGCAGGGGCUGUUCUCUGCCUGAAACACCUGUCGGAGGGUUCGCAAACAAGUUCAGUUACCAGUUGAAGACACAAUAUAAAAGAAUAUAACUGUAGGAAUUUGUGGAUAUUUAUUGAAGUUGGUGCUGUGGUCAUCUGUGAUUUGAUUACAUUACACAUAAAAAAAAUAACUUGUGAGGUUAUUUGGACCAAAUUGAGAAGAUACGUGAUAGUUUUUAGACUUUAAUUAACGCUUCUGUGACUGUGUAUGUAUUGGGUUUAGCUACUGUAUUUUUUUAAGACCAAGAAAUGUCAAAUUUUGAGAAUCAUUCGACACCAAAGACUGAAAUUAGUGGUUGUUUUGUUGAAUCAAAUAAAAAUGCAUUUAUGAAUGUUGAAGAGGAAAAAGAAUAUUUUGUUGAUGUUGGGGGUGAUAAUUCUAAAUCUAGAGAGUUGGAAUUCUCCACGCAGAACAGUUGUGGGAUUGAUGAUUAUACUCAUACCUCACCGAACGUUAGCUACGUAGAUUGUAACGUACCAGGACCAGAAUGUGAUAUGGAUGAUUUUGAAGCCCAGUAUGCUAAGGGCUGCAAUUGUUUGGAUGGGAAUUGUGCCUCAGAAGAAAGUUGUCCAUGUGUCUCAAGGUAUGGUCAGAACUACGUGGAUUUCUGUUUGUUGCCUGGCAAAUUUGGUGGGCCAGUGGUGGAAUGUAACAGUGAGUGUAGUUGUGCAUUUGAAGGUAAAUGUGCUAAUAGUUUGGUACAGCGAGGACCUCGAAAAUUUUUGGAAAUAUUCAGCACAUCAAACGGGAAGGGCUUGGGAUUGCAGACGAAUUCAAAAAUCCCCAUCGGUGGCUUCAUCUGUGAAUAUGCCGGCGAGGUGAUCGGUGAGGAAGAGGCUCGAAGACGCGCUCAGCGCACCACCUCCCGGCAGAUGAAUUACAUUUUUGUGUUGAAGGAGCACCUCUCGGGUGGGACGGUCAUCAAGACGUGCGUCGACCCCACGAUGAUCGGGAACAUCGGUCGCUACAUAAACCACAGCUGCCGGCCGAACGCAGCCGUCGUGCCGGUGCGAGUGGACUGCCCUGUUCCCAGGCUGGGUAUAUUUGCUGUGAGAGACAUCGAGGCCGGCGAGGAAAUUACAUUCGACUACGGCGGUGAGGUAGGGGACUCGAAGCCGGGACCAGCCACCUCUGUCUGUAGAACACCUUGUUGCUGUUCGGCUGAAAGCUGCAGGAAGUAUUUGCCAUUUGAUUCAGCACUACUGUGAUACAGUCAAUAAACCAGCACUGGCAACAGUUUUGAGUCGUUGCUGCAGAAGAUUAGUCGUACGUCAGUCAUGGUAGCGUCUUUGUUAGACACUUUCAUCUUAAAAUUACUCUAAUUUUGUAGUGAAUGUAAUUAUCUUUUCAGGAUACGGUUUUAAUUUAUUAUAUAGUAUCUUUAUUUAUAAUAAUGGUGUUUAGUUUACUUGUAGUAGUAGUAGUAGUAGUAGUAGUAGUGGGUAACGUACAAGUCUAUGGGUGAUAUUUUCAAAAUUUUUACAUGUACAGUAGAAUCUCAUAAGUUUUAGGAAUUUGAUACUUGAUCAUAAAGUUAAAUGAAAAUUGAUUGAAAAUGCAUCAUAAUUGAGAUUUUACAGAAAUUAUAACUGUAAUAUGGUAGAUCAAUAUGCAAAAUCUCUUAAAAUUAUUUAAAUGCUUCCUCUACAUGCAGCAUGCACUGUAAUGCAUGUAGAGGAUUGGAAUUAGUUAAGAGUUUAAUUUAACUUGGAGCUUGCUGCUUUAUCUGUUCACAGUUAUUCAUUUUGGUAGUUCUAGGUUCUCAUUUUAACUCUUUGUUGUUGGUUUGGCAUAAUUGACUUUGUACACAGUUAACCGAUUAUUCAUUGUUUGGUAUGACUGCAGUUUGUCGUGUCUAAACUGGUUUUAGUCUCUUAAUAUUUUUAUGUGACUCAUACUUGUGUAUCUCAUAUGAUUUGUUUGUUUGAUGUUUUAAGUGGGAAAAAUUGUUUUUUUAACAUUUUAAAUAACACUAAUAAAUAAUUAUUUAAUAUUGUCUAACCAUUAUUUCUUGAAAUGAUGCUUUAGAAUGGUAACUUUAUGCUGUGCUAGCUUUCAGUUAGGUUAAUCGGUAGGAUCGGUUGUGUUAUUGUUAUUAGGCAGUCGGGAAUUUAAAUUUUGAGUUUAAAGUUUAGGUUAAACAUAAAUGACAUAGUUGACUUAAUCCUGUUGUAACAAAUUAUGAUAAUUACUACAAAUAUUGUUUGAAAAUGUCUACCACAACUUGAUAUAUUUAGGAAAAUGUGUGUACAAUGAAAAAUAUCAUUUUGUACUGGAAUUUGGCCUGAUGUACGAAAUGUUAUGUAAAUAAAGUUUUGAAAAUGCUUUGUUUUCAAAAAGAAAAA
This is a messenger RNA of Bacillus rossius redtenbacheri, 4569 nucleotides long. Its product is annotated as traB domain-containing protein. The transcript has 12 exons. NCBI's taxonomy places the organism in Eukaryota, Metazoa, Arthropoda, Insecta, Phasmatodea, Bacillidae. The record is from RefSeq and is a predicted model, not a curated record. Bases 237 to 2207 code for a protein of 656 amino acids.